GUGCUGGAUGGGUGGUGGAACCUAAACUCCACAAGGAAGAGGCCAGCGCAAGUUGGUCCUUUCUACUUGGCUGCUUGGUUGGCACAGCUCCAGGCGGAGGGCUACACCAUCUUUCUUGUCCUCGGUUCUUUCCCAGAGCCCACACAACCGUCCACAGAUGACCAACACGGGAUGGAGAACUUCCAUUCCGUGACUGACCUGUUGGAGAAGGCGAAGAGCUCUGGUGGAAAUCCCGUCAUGAACGAGCCCGACUCUGACGAGGAAGGUCUGGCUGACUUCGUGGAGCUCUCCGAGCCCAUCUUGGAAACUCGCAGCCG
Molecule: messenger RNA, 317 nt
Organism: Symbiodinium necroappetens
Lineage: Eukaryota; Dinophyceae; Suessiales; Symbiodiniaceae
Source: the annotation of a GenBank genome assembly